Fusarium falciforme is the source of this 990-nucleotide messenger RNA. RefSeq lists its product as hypothetical. The transcript is spliced from 3 exons. Bases 127 to 990 code for a protein of 287 amino acids. The record is from RefSeq and is a predicted model, not a curated record. NCBI's taxonomy places the organism in Eukaryota, Fungi, Ascomycota, Sordariomycetes, Hypocreales, Nectriaceae.
CUAGAAUCAACAUCAGCUACUGUUUCGCGUUUCUUUGUUACACGCGCUUCUUGCAUUGAUUCUUGCGACACAACGCGCACCUUUUACCGACCUACCCAUCCUUCGUCCUACAAAGACCUAUUCGCAAUGAGAUUCGACUUGGCUUUCUUGUACCUCACCCUGGUCACAUCGGCGGCCGCAUCCGUCAUUGACCCGCCCCGUCGCAUCAAGCGCAUCGAGUCCGAACCCAGCGCCAACGAGCACGAGCUGUUCAAGCGUCGUGGCGGUGGCGGCGGCGGAGGACGCGGCGGUGGCGGUGGUGGUGGUAGCAGCAGCUCUGGUGGAAGCCGAGGUGGAAGCAGCAGCUCCGGCGGAAGCUCAAGCUCCGGCGGCAGUCGAUCCGGAUCAAGCUCAGGAGGUUCAAGCAGCAGCUUUAAGAACAACGGCGGAUCCUCCCGAACUUCGAAUGUAGGCGGUGGCUCCCGAAGUGGCUCCGGCCCCCAGCCCAACUUCGCCGGCGGUCGAUACUACCCUGGUGGUGCCGUCGCUCCCUACCGAUCCGGAAACCGAAGCCCCGGCGCCGGUAUCCUCCCCUUCGUCCUGGUAGGCAGCGCCCUCGCCUUCUGGCCCGGCGUUUGGCUGUACGGUGCCUAUAUGUACCCCUACACCCACCAGUACCACUUUCACAACGACACGAGCGACGAGGAUGAAGUCCGCGACGUUAUUUGCGGAUGCGGCCGAUACGAGGUUUGCGGAUGCGACGACAACAACGAUACCGCCUACUACGACCAGCUCAUCGGCAACGGCAGCUGGGAGGCUCUCAACAAGUCCAUCGUCACCGUCGCCGAGUACAAGGGAAACAUCACCAUCCUCAUCAAUGGAACCCUCCCCAACGGCACCACUGUCCCCGAGCAGGACAGUCCCGCAGGCCUUGGCAUGAGGGGCAUGAUCGAGGCCCUCGGCUACUGGCCCGCUGUGGCCGCAGUCGCCGCGACCGUCUUUCUCGUCUAG